AUGCAGACCGACAUGGCCACUUGGGGUCUUGCUGCAUCUGAAGACGAGGAGACCAGCUUCACUCAUCUGGGAAAAACACUCCAGCGGGCUCCUUCAAAUAACAAACAACCGACCGACCAACUUCACUCUAGACGGGCUCGCGUUAUUUCCCCCGUAAAUGAUAUGGCCUCAAGACUACUAUCUCCAACCCAUAAGCUUACCCGCCAGUUAUACCAAACAGGCAACGCGAACAGAAGGCCCCUGUCAAGCUGUAGCAUUUUACCAUCCAAGUCUUCCGAAUGCCCAGCUACAACCAACUCUAAGUCAUCUCAAACGGCCAACAAAGUCAGUCAACAGGAUCCUACCUAUCAAUCUCCAGUCGCAUCUCGCAAAACCAAUAUCUCGUCAGACCUUGCUGCCGAAGUCACAGCAAAGCCCAUACCCCACCCUUCGGCUAUGAAAAACCAUCGCGGCAUUUCGCUGGAACCCCCAAAAUCCCUCAAAAAGACACGCUUUGCUGAUUUCGAUGAAAAUGUUAACCGGUUCACCACAUCCAAUCCUGGAUCGAUAGACCCCGUUCCAGCUGCAAAUGAUGCAUCGGCUAUAGACCCCUCCCAAGACGUUGCAACCCCUCGAACGGCAAAUUUGAGUGCAAGACUCGAUUCAGCAGCAUCUACAUUAAUUUUACCAACCCGACCUGCCAUGGACUCAGCCGCGUGCCCUUCUAAAGAUCAAGAACGAAAUAACCUACCCACAAUUCCCAAAGCCGUCAACCAAACCACUGCCUUUUCAUUGGGAUCAAGCACACUUGAGCAGACUUCUACGUCAGCCAGACGCCUCCCGCCGAUCAAUGAGGCUCCGAAUACGACACACCCUUCCCCCAUAAAAGUUUUGCCCAUCCCACUCUCGCCAGAACGCCCCCUUGCUUCGCGGUUACAAUCAUCUGGGAUCAGUAGAUCUAGUCGUGCGUUAUCUGUAGAACUAUUAUCUGCAAAUUCCCGGGACCAUGCCAAAGUUAGCGACCCUAUGGAGAAAGUAAAAACUCAACACACACCUUUAUCGAGUUUCAAGCGGCUGUCCCGCACCAACUCAGCAAACAGCAAAGUUUUCCAGACCGUUCAAACCGCACCCACUUCUACCCUUCAGAGAGCAUCAUCGGUGUCCAAUGCUGAGAUGCUAAGGCCCUCACGGGUUGUGCGCUCUCUUGCCUCCCUCAGCGGGGCCUCCGAACCUGAAUCCCAAGUGGUCCGAACUAGCAUAAGCUCUGGCAAUCAUUCCAAUCCUGCUUCUGAACCACGAGGAAAGACAGUUGAAGCUCAGCCCACCAGUAGUCUCGAGCCAUCCAGUGCAAGUCAAUUGGUUUCAAAUAUGCGUAAGGAUAAUGCCCAGCGUUUGCUUUCCGGGCAGUCAGACUCGUCGAAAAGGAAGUUGUCGAACCCUAGAAGGCAAAUCAACUUAUCUAGCGAUGAAGAAGGCCCGCGAGAGCCCAAGAAGGCAAAUUCCUCAGCUGAUAGUUCGCGGAACUCGAAGGCAGAAAGCCGAAGACCGUCCAAUCGCAUCCAUGUUAGUGAACGUGCAGGCUCAAGGCUCAGUGCGCUGAUUGAACUACCUACACCGAACUCGACGGUUGAGGCUAUCAGCUCUGGGGAUCUUGAAGGAGGGGGCAUCGGCAGUAACCUCUCGAUGGUUUGCCAAAACGGCGGCGUGCCACAGUUUUCGACUCCUUACUCUGCUGGCCCGGUCAGCCUUCCCUUGCCCCCUGAUACUAUCCACCUCUCAGCCUCAAGGCUCAGAAGAAGUGGUCGAAAAUCUUCAGCCGGCAAACGUGAUUCACCAUCUCUAGUAAAGCCACCACUGGUGCCGUUAACGUUCGGGGAUCCACCUUCUACAUCUCAUUCCCCCUCUCAUCCAAAUCAUCUUGCUUCAACCCCUCCCUCGAAUGACCACACGCGUCCGUCCAGAGAAGUAACAAAGCUUCCUGACAUUGCUCCAGUUACAUCCACGCCUAGCACUACAGAAGCCGUAUCUUCUCAUCAUCCAAGCCGGAAUGAUAGCGCGAAUCCCACAUCAACUGUGGCCCUCAACGCACGUGUUCCUAAAAACCAGGAAUCGAAUGCGGCAUCUUUGCCUUUGAUUGAAGCCAAGAAAGGUAAGGCCAAAUCUGUCGAUGGUCCUACCGGUCCUGCUCACUCUAUAAGAAGGGAAUCACACACAAACGUUUCGAACAAAGGUGGCAAGCAAGCCAAAGUUAUAUCGAAACCCCUUCCUGAGAACAGGGCAGAUGACCCGCUAUUUACCGGACAUUCUAAGCCCAAGGAGCCCGCUGCCUGUCCCCUCACGCCAUCCCUCAGUAAACCACAAGCCGUGGAGCAACAAGAACAAACACAACGAGGGGAGUUCACUUCGCAAGUCACGAAUAAGCGGUCAGAGAUUGCCGCAAUAUCUCCAACCUCACCUGCUGAGCCCAUGCCCAACGCCAGGGUCCCACCGGGCUCCCUGCCAGAAGCUACGGGGGCCUUGGCUCCAGCACCGCGCUUGAUCAGAGUGAAGCGAGCCCCUGCACUCGACGUCGAUUCCACUUCGGCCGUCUCAAAAAAAUCGCGCGUGCCUUCAACCUCAAUCAACGAAUAUUCUGGCGUCCCCAAUGACCAGCUUAGACCUGCGAACCGUCCUCCCACGUUUACCGCUAAGUCCGCUCUCGACGCCAUGCCCCCAGCAUCUGUGCAUCCUUCCGAAGCUACCGAUGUGAUGGCCCCAGCAGCUCGCUUGAAUGGAGCGAAGAGGCCGUCUACACUCGAUCCUGAUUCCGCUUCAGCUGCCCCCAAGAAAUCACGCGUGCCUUCAGGUUCAUCUGGCGAAUCUCCUAAUGGCCCCAGUAACCAGCCUGGAGUUAGAGACCCUCCUUCAACGUCAAGCGCGAAUUCUGACGCCAGACCUCUAUCGCCCGCGGAUCUUCCGGUUGCUGUAGUCCGAGGGAAGAGACCAUCUACACUUGAUGGCAAUUCCAACACAGCUGUUUCGAAAAAGUCACGCGUUCAUUCAAGGGAAAGUGGAGAACCUUCUAGGGCCAUCAGCAAUCAAUUUAGAGCUGAGAACCGUCCUGUAGCAUCAAGUUCAACCGUAAGAUCAGUUUCUGACGCUCGCGCCCGAUCCCCCCCAUAUUCUCCCGAGGCGGCUCCCGUGCCCAACUUACUCAAAGGCAAGAGACCCAUUGUAAUCGAUGUCGAUUCAGUUUCUGCCACAACCGUUGCGGCGAAAAAGUUACGUGUACCUUCAGCGGGAACUGGCGAAUCUUCCAGAGUCCCCACCAAUCAGCCUGGACCUGCCAACCAUCUUCCACCGUCAACCUCCAGGUCCGCUUCCGACGGCAGGCCCCCAUUGUCCGUGGGCUCCUCAGAAGCUACGCAUGCUCCGGCUGUAGCCUCGCACUUGGUUAGAGUGAAGAGACUAUCCACUCAUGAUGGCGAUUCCGCUUCAUCUGCGUCGAAAAAGAAGCGCCUGAUUUCAGCGGGAACCGGCGAACCUUCCAAGCCCCCCAGCAACCAACCAAAAGUUGAUAAUCCUUCUGGAAAGUCUUCAGGCCUAUCCCGGAAACCCUCCAGCGUACAACCUCGCUCUCGCGUGACUUCCAAGGCCCAGGAUAAGAUAUCCUCAUCAAGACCAUCAGCCGGCGCAAGGUUGCCGCCCAGUCAACAAGUUGAUGUUUCACAAUCUUCUCGCGAUUUGUCACCUGUAAUUCCCCCCGGUAUAAACGAAGAGUUGCAUGUUUCAAAUGACCCAAAGAUUAUGGAAGCCGCUGGUAAAACUUCACAUACUACUACCAGGUCUGCGGACUCGCAUUCAAGACCAGUGGUAGAAUCACAGGGCAGCCAAUCCCUCGAGUCUGUUUCCAUUAAGCACUCGGGAGAAACAAAUGCGACUGAUAGUAACUCUCAGCGGGCAAGUUCCGUAGAUGCUACUUCAUUGCCCCAUGCGGACGAAGCUCCCUCCAUAGAAUCUGCGGAGGCUUUCGAUGCGAAAUCUGCCCAAGCCAAGACAAUAGAACCAUCGACAUCUUCUGGCACACAACCUGUCACCAAAUCAGGUCAUAUUGAAGCACCACAUGUCCAGUCCUCAGCACCUUCUAAUAAACAGCCAGUCAAGAACAAUGCAUCAAGUGCUAGCACAACAAGCCAUGAAACCGGCGGCCGUAAAACAUCAAACCAUCCCACACAAGCUCCGAUUUUGACCCUUCCAAAAGAGUUUGAUUUCGCCUUUCGAUCAACAGUGCCUACCAAGCCAAGAAUUAAGGAACUUCGAGCCCAAAAUGGGAACUCAACCCAGACAGUCGCGCCUUCCAGGCGGCCGCCCGUUUCCGCGACAUCGCAGGCAAAACCUUUGACUAAGUCAAAAACUCUCACUAGGUCACGCCCUGAUGACGGUGAUGUUGAUAGAGCUCCCAAGCGACUGCGUGGUAACCAGCCUACUCUCGCCUCACCAUCCCGUACAAGAAUCGGGCCUGCUCGCCCUGGUCCUUCGAACAGGGUCCGAAAUGCGGUGGGGCGUCUUAACAGUCUCGCCAAAACUAACAGUCUCGCCAAAACUGCCCCGGCUCCAAUGACAUCUUCCCUCGCUCGUGGUAUCCGUCCGAAGCCAUUAAACAACCGGCAUCGAGCGACUGGCGGCUCAUCGCAAACUAUUGGCGCUGCUUCCCAAUCUCUUGCCUCUGAGAAAAAUGUUCAAACUAUCUCUAACCACAAUAAUCGAGUGGCGCCAAAUGCCUCAGCUCAUCAGUCCGCCUUGAGGAAUCAACUCAUGAGGGAAAUACGCCAAAAGGCUGAUAUGCGUGCUUCAAAACAGGGAAGAAGCAUGUCUGACUCGAUUACACCAGCUUCCCGAUCUUCAUCUGAUAAUAUGGGAGGAAAAAAUAAGGCAAACCGUUGCCUAGCUGAUAUCCCUGAGGCCUCAUCUCAGCCGGCCCCGCAUAGAGUCAUCCAAAGAAACGUGUCGGGCGCUUCUUCAUCUAAGGAACAUAAUCCGCCGAGGCCCCAAGAGGGGAGGUCACAGAAACCGAUUCCCCAGAAUUCUCGUCCACCAGCGAGUGGGUUCCAAAGCUGUUUGAAUCAGUGGCGAGAGGUUGAAGCGCGACAAUCAACGAGUUCUGUACCUGGCUCACUAGGGAACAGCGUCCAGUCAAGGAAACUCCCAGAAUGGCAAGACGUCUCGCUUGUCCACCACGUCUUGCCAGUCAAGGACCAUUCAAGGCCCAAAAAACCGACGAUGAGCUUCGGCUUGGCGACCGAACGAAGAAUCUUGGAAAGAGAGAAUUGGGAACAGACGAAAGCAAAUAAGGAGAAGAUUGAAGCUGAGAUCAGGGCGCAAGAAGAACUUAAAGCGCAGGAACUUGAACGGGAAGAGUUUAUCAGGAUGAGGAGAGAAUGUGUCAUCAAAGCCAAUCCAGUUCCUGGUUAUCUCAAAAAGCAUGCAUAA
Messenger RNA from Puccinia triticina, 5448 nucleotides. RefSeq lists its product as uncharacterized. NCBI's taxonomy places the organism in Eukaryota, Fungi, Basidiomycota, Pucciniomycetes, Pucciniales, Pucciniaceae. The record is from RefSeq and is a predicted model, not a curated record. The transcript has 7 exons. Bases 1 to 5448 code for a protein of 1815 amino acids.